Pocillopora meandrina is the source of this 3806-nucleotide messenger RNA. The record is from the annotation of a GenBank genome assembly. Lineage: Eukaryota; Metazoa; Cnidaria; Anthozoa; Scleractinia; Pocilloporidae.
AUGAGUAAAAAUUGGCUAAUAUUGCUGGCAAAAGUUAAUAUGCUAACAAUCACCGCCAUCAGUGUGGACAGACUUCUCGCUUUGACCCUGGAGCUGAGUUACAGACAAGUUGUCAUUGCAAGGCUAACGCGAAUCCUUCUGAUUACUUCAUUAGUUCUAAGCGUGCCUUUCGUAUUGAUGGUCUUAUUUUUUUUUAGAGUAAUAAUAUAUGCCAUUGGUGUAUUCUAACCUCAACUUUCUGUUGCGUGAAGAUAUAUUUUACACUUCAUCAUUACCAGGUCAAAGUAAAGCUCUAUGACAACCAAGGAAAACAGGAAGGAGUUAACCUACUGAAUAUGAUGCGAUACAAAAACGCAGUGAUUGGUACUUUGUGGGUGCUAAUCACUUUCUUGGCAUGUUUUCUUCCGUUUAUUAUCGUGGUCAUACUUGUCAUCAAUGAAAAGUUUUCGAACUGCAGAUUUUUAUUUUCAUUUUUUUUUGGCAUUUUCACUUGAGUUUUAAGUCUGAGGCUAAAUCCAUGUAUUUAUUGCUAGAAGAUGAAGCAUGUUUGACAAGCAUUAACAUGGCCAAGCAAUGCUGUUGUUGUCAACGGUAGUAUCCCAUAAGCUCGCAUGACAUGGCUCUAUACUUCCCCUUUAAACUGCUCCAUAUUUCGUCGAUAUUUAUCAAGAGAAUGUUGUUUUAUCAGGUUAAGACAUACCCUUCGUGAUAAGUGUUCCUAUUUUAUUCACUUCUCUGAUUCAUUUACGUUCGUAAGGGAAAAAGUUUAAACCCGGUUUACAUGGGAUAGUAAGCCAACGUUGAGGUAAAGAAAUGAUCUUCUCCGUAUGAGUUACAAUGAAAAGGACCGCAGAAAAGAGGUCUUAAAACAUUCGUGGGUUGAGAGGAUUCCAGUCCUUGCUUCCCAGAUUUUACCGCCUGAGCUACCGAGCCUUAUGUUGAAAACGAGGCUUGUCAUUAUGCCUAGGGCAACAUUAAAUCAAAACCUUGUUAGCGUUGUUUACUUAAGGAUCACGAAAGUAACAUGUACCCAUUGUCAAUGGAUAUAUCGUAAUCUUACGUUAUAAAAGUAAAGUAAUAAAAAAGAGCUUGAACGUGACCCAAUUUUUUUUCUGUCUUGAAACGUCCUUCUUCCUUGUACUAUUCACCGUUCUUUCAAACCUUUAUAGAGAAUUUUAUACUGUAUCUCUUGAUAAAUAUUUAUUGCCAAAAUACUAAACAAAAAAUAUUAAAUUCAUUCAAGAUUUGCAGCACACUGAUUGAAAUUCAGUCAAAGUCAGACCUGAUCAUAACAAUCAACUAUACGAAUACAGAUCAGUUUGGCAAAAAUAUGUCAAUAAAUAAUCAAAAUAAAUAUCACUUCGUUUGAAAAAAGAGGAAGAGGAAGGAAGCUAGGUUAUUAAAAAAAAUGAUGACAAAAAAUCACAUUUAGACUUAAAGCUCUCAAUUUUUAACGCAUGGACUAGUGAUGAGUUUGGUCACCGUCAUGCUGUGAGGAAGAAACAUGUACAUCCUAAAUUUCUAAAUAGAGAUCUAUUAAACAGCGAGAUAGACCACGUCUUUCAUAGAUUAACAUCGCUGUCAGUUAAUUAUUGUUUUAAUUAAAAUGUCUUUCCCUUGUUUGAUUAUUUUAUCUGAAAUGUUUUACUUCCGUAGUAGAGUUUGAGUUUCUUUGCAGGUGUGUGGAUCAAAUGACAAACGUAACUUUAAUAGUUUUGAUGUUUUCUGCAUCAUAAGAUUAGCAUGCUCUAGAAGGAUCACUUCGUGCUUGGCCAAGGUUAGCCUUCAUGCGAAAGAGGUUUUACAUGAGAACUAUCAUAAACGUUCCACUUAUCCCUUCGCAAAAGUUUGCAAAAGAGGUGGGUCCCUUGUACACUGAAUAAUUUAGACCGUCGGAUAAACAUUAACUAAGCAGGAGGAGUUGCUAAAUGUUCAAUAUUCAAACAAGGGAUGAUGUAAAGAAAGGUGUUCUUGUAAUUUGUCUUGUCCUGAGUGUGGGAUAAAAGAAAGAUUUAGCGACCCAAUAUAGAAUUGCAACUCAGUCCUUCGAAUUGCAAGCUUCGAUGCUCAACCACUGAGCCACAGAAACUUCUCUGGCGAGCUACAACCAGUUGCAAAAAUGUUGAGACACCUUGACCAAAAAGUCAAUUUCUCUACUUCAUUAGAUGGCCAAGAAAUAUAUGAUUUAUUGCAAAAAAUCAAAUGCUGGCCCCCUUCCCCGAUUCAUUGUUUUUCAUCGAAGUUUUGUACAUGAUACUGCAUAGCUACCAACAUUGCAAAAUAGGGAGUGGGAGUAAUCAUUGUGUUGGAUUACAAGAUUAACAACUAUCUCUUGUAGUAGUAAUAUGUACUACUCAUUUUGCAACCAGUUGUAAGUCUCUGUUGGUUUUAUGUAAGGUAUAAGGUAAUUCACGCGGUAUGUUAUUCUUGGGCUAUGAAUGAAAAUUGUAAAAACUUUUUAGUUUCUUCGCUUAAAUUUCCAAGGAAAAUGAUAUAUUUAAAAAGCAAAAAUGGAUUAUUUUCGACAUUUAUGAUUCGAUGAUGACCCAGCUUUAAAAACUCUUAACGGUGGCCAGUUUAAGUUAUCAACUCAGUUGAUAAAACCCAACAAUCUAUUCCUAAAUGUAAGAAAUAGGUAAAAUGAUGCCAUGAUUCGCAAGGAUCUUCUGAAGUUAAAUAUCAUUUUUCCACCUUUUUCCUUUUUCUUUUCAAUUACAUGUCAGUGCAAACAAACUUUUUUCUUAACAGUGCUUUCUUAAUCAUUUUACCAUGCUACAGACUGACAACAUAUAUAUGUGUGGCUAGGAGAGUUGGGUCUUUGGAGAGGUUAUUAAAACAAGUCUUGACUGAUACUGAGGAAUUAUUGGAUAACUUUCCAGUUAUAUCAAAGACAAAAGAUGCCGAGUUUAAACAUAUCCAAGGAUAUAAACUCGACAGAUCAAGUCGUCUCUUGCAGAAGAAAUCUUGAAUUUUACCAAAGAAUUUUCCUUGCAACUUUGAAUAUUCCUUCUGCCACGAUUGCACUGAUAGGGAAUUGUCUUGUAAUUUUGGCUCUCCUGAAAACGACGUCCCUUCACCCGCCUUCAAAAGUUUUCCUUGGAUCACUAGCACUUACUGAUUUAUGUGCUAGCGUCGUUUCACAGCCCCUCUAUGUCAUGAUUCUAUUAUUGCGCGGGGAAUUAUUUCUUUAUCUGAAAAUCAUCACCUCCGUUAGCUUAACGUUGUUUGGAGUGGCAUCACUACAGACUGUCACAGCGAUCAGUGUGGACAGACUCCUCGCCUUAAAAAUGAUGUUGAGAUAUAAGCAGGCGGUAACAUUAAAACGCACUUGCUUCACUGUUGUCAUAUUUUGGCUUGUGAGUGUUAUAAUUUCGAUCAUGGUAGCCAACUAUAUUACUAUCUUUCACGUUAUCUGUGCAGUUCUGCUGCUUUGUAUGGUGACUUCCACCUUCUGUUACGCAAGAAUAUAUAACAUUCUCCGUCACCACCAGAAUCAGAUUCAAGUUAUUCACGUACAAGCUGCUCCCUUCAGCCAAGGGAGCAGUCCCUUGAUUGCAAUAUCACGAUACAAAAAGACAGUGUCCAGCGCAAUAUGGGUACAGGGGGCAUUUCUAGCUUGUUACAGCCCAUAUUUAUUUGCAAUUAUAUUUAAGCUAACUGGUACAGCAAUACCAUCGUUUUGUUUCUUUCGGGAACUUUCAUUGUCCCUGGUGUUGUUGAACUCAAGUUUAAAUCCAUUCAUUUAUUGCUGGAAAAUUGACGGUGUGAGAAAAGCUGCGAAGGACGUUAUUAAAUCAUGGUGCUGA